AUUUUUGGUUAUGUAACUUUACUGCAAAAACGUAAAAAGCUAUCUAAAUUAUUUAUCUUCCACAGAAAUUAUUAAUUUUAUAAUAUUAUACCAAAAUAAUAAAAAAAAAACAUUUGAUUGAUUUAAAAUUUUUUUCAACUUAAUUUUAACGGAAGUAUUAAAAAAAUACCCACAUUUAUAUACUACUUACCUAUUUAUGUAACGUACGAGAUGAUUAUUUAAACUUUGACUUGGAAUUUCUUUCUCUAAUCAUGUGCUUUUUUUAAUGUUAAUAAUAAUUAAAAAAAAAAUUAUUUUUGAAUAAAUACAUAUAUAUAUGUAUAUAUAUAUAUAAAGAAGAAAACAAAAAUUUUAAUAUUUCUUUUUUUUGUACAAGAAAACAAGAAGAAAGGCAAAAAAAAGAAAUAAAAAAUGGGUAAAAAGAAAAAAAUUCCUGUUGAAGAUUUAAUAAUUCCACCACAAGAUCAAAGGAUAUGCGGUACAAUAUGUGUUUGUCAAAUGACACUGGUUUUAAGUUCAGUGGCUUUAGUAUAUUUAACUGUAGCUAUAUAUAUGCCAUCAACACGUGCAUUUCAAAGUGGUAUUGAUGAAAAUCCAGUCAUGUGUACGACAACAAGAAACGCAAGACCAGAUUCAGCCGAUUGGUGUUCGUGUGGUGAAUGGUGUUUAAGUAAAACGUCAGGUGGCGGUUGUAAUCAAAUUUAUGUUAAUUUAAGAAAUAAUGGUACAAAUUUGACAUUUCAAAAUUGUACUAAUUCAGCUAACAAAACAUGUUAUGGUAUUGAUCAAGAUCGUGCAGACAAAGCUCGUUGUAUUAUGGAUGAAUGCAAAAAUUUAACAGGAACAUUUAAUUGUACUGAAGGGCAAUGUUUAAAUAUAACAGAUGCAUUUGAAUGUAUUUUUCACAAUACUGGUGAAUCAUUAAAAUGUUCUGGGAGACGUGGUAAAAUAACGUGUAUGGAUAUAAAGGGGUUAUUUUCUUGUAAUCGGGGGACAUGUAAAAAAAUUAGAACACCAUAUAACUGUGACCGAAGAUGUGUAGAUAUACCAACACGCAAUAAAAAUAUUGUAAUUUUGAGUGGCGAUAAAGUUUAUUUAUCGCAAUGUCAAAAUGCUAUAAAUACAGAAACUCAAGAAGAAGUUUGGAAUGAAUCAGCUGACAAUGUGGUUAUGGUGUCAUGUUUUUUAAUAAAAAAUACUUCGGAUCAGGUUGAAGCAGUUGAUUGCAUUAAUGGAACCGUAUUGGAUAAAAAUAUGUUACAAGAUUUAACAAAUUUUACAUAUUUAAAUUAUAUGCAUGUUGCAAUGGGAAUGUCAGUACCAGAAAUUGCACCACCAGAUUUAGAUUUGACAAUUUCAAAUGAAUCAAAACUUAUGAUAAAUUUAGAAGGAUGUGUAAAUACAUUAAUGGAUGAGUGUGCAUUCUUUUUAAAAGAGUAUGGACGUGAUGGCGCAGAUCAUAAUGCAAGAGCACGUUUCCCAUGUUUUUAUGCUCCAUCAAAUAAAAAUAUUGUUGUUGCACGUUUUGAUUUAGAUUUAACAUAUAAACAAUUUUUAGUAGCUUCUGUAAUACCAUCUACAUUAUUUGUAGUCUCUUGUUUAGUAUUAUUAUUAUGUCAAAAAACUAUAUAUGUUGGAGAUGAUGCUAAAAUGAGAUUUAAGGGAUGUGCUGAUACCGAUACUAUAUUAGCAUCAAAAAAUGACAUAGCAAACUCACAACGCGAUGUGACCGAUGCUGGUGGAGGAGAUAACAUAAUGGCGCUUUGAGAUCCGUCACGCAUUCCUCUACUGCAAGAAGACAGUCCUAUACACCAGCCUGGAGUUUUUUCAUUACAAUAAAUUUUAUUCUUAAUUCAUUAAAAAAAUAAAACAUAAAAUUUAGUACCGCAUAAUACAAAUAAUUUUUAAUAAUA
Molecule: messenger RNA, 1913 nt
Organism: Condylostylus longicornis
Lineage: Eukaryota; Metazoa; Arthropoda; Insecta; Diptera; Dolichopodidae
Gene: Teh3
Exons: 3
Coding region: 412-1767 (451 amino acids)
Biological process (GO): regulation of sodium ion transport
Molecular function (GO): sodium channel regulator activity
Source: RefSeq, a predicted model, not a curated record